Molecule: messenger RNA, 1332 nt
Organism: Andrographis paniculata
Lineage: Eukaryota; Viridiplantae; Streptophyta; Magnoliopsida; Lamiales; Acanthaceae
Product: SPX domain-containing protein 2-like
Exons: 3
Coding region: 326-1129 (267 amino acids)
Biological process (GO): cellular response to phosphate starvation
Source: RefSeq, a predicted model, not a curated record
UUGGGUGUUGGGUGUUGGGUGUUGGGUGUUGGUAUUGAUGACCAGCGCAAGGGGUGGAAUAUUCACAUUUAUAUUUAGCCCUCCAAUCUCUCCUACUCAGUAAGUAUAUUCUCCCGCAUAUGCCCCGCCCGCCCCAAGUCUUCGUCUUCGUUCUUGUCAUAUCAUCCCAUCCCAUGUCCACUGAUUCUCUCUCUCCCCCUCUCCCAUCAUCUUUCCCCUCCAUCGUCAAUUAUAUAUAUUUCUCGUACAAUCAGACCCCCUCUCCGUUUCUGUCCCCCCCCCCCCCCCAGUCCCAAUUCUCCAUAUUACCAACAGGCAACAACAGAUGAAGUUCUGGAAAAUCCUGCGAAAACUGCUCGAUGAGACAUUCCCAGAUUGGCAGGAAAUGUUCAUAUCGUACAAGGACUUGAAGAAGCAGCUAAAAUUGAUCUCUCCGAAAACGAAAUCGAAACAUCUCCCAAGGGUCAGCAAACGCCCCAAAUUGGGUGAGGAGGAGGAGGAGGAGGAGGUGGUGGUGGUGGUCUCCCCGGAGAUGAAAGAUUUCUUGAAGCUGUUGGAAGGAGAGAUCAAAAAGUUUAACGCCUUUUUCUUGGAUAAGGAGGAAGAGUACGUUAUCAGAUUCAAGUUAUUGAAAGAUGGAGUAGCUGAGGCUAAGGAAGAGGAACUUAUGAAAGUGGGAAGAAAGCUUGUAGAUUUUCAUGGAGAGAUGAUUUUGUUGGAAAACUACAGUGUUCUCAACUACACAGGAUUGGUGAAGAUUCUGAAGAAGUAUGAUAAGAGAAGUGGCAAUCUGAUCCAAUUGCCGUUCAUCCAAAAGGUCCUGCAGGAGCCAUUCUUUAGGACUGAAGUUAUAAAUAAGCUAGUGAAAGAGUGUGAAGGAAUGAUUCAUUGCAUCUUCUCUCGACAAGAGCAGCAGCUGGUUAUCUCAGAAGGUGCUGCUGCAAGUGCUAAGCAGAGGGUGAGCGAGGUGGAGGUGGAAAAACUCAGGGUACCUGAGGAGCUUGCAGAAAUCAAAUCCAUGGAGAACAUGUAUUUGAAGUUGACAAUAUCAGCCUUGCAAACCCUGAAAGAAAUGAGGAGCGGGAGUUCUACGGUGAACAUGUUCUCAUUGCCACCACUGCGGAGUUAACAAGGUAUUCGAGCAUGUAAUAAAAUAAUGUUUGUUUAAGUUGCUAGUUGAACGCUAGGGUUUAUUAUGAUCUUUGCUGGUCUGUUAGUGGUCAGCUGCCAAUGCUAUGUUCAUAGGUCCCGAUCAAGGUAGUCUUGACUUCUUGACAUUAGCUUUGGAAUGUGAAUUUAAGAUACCUAAUAUAAUUAAAAUAUUAUUUUUUU